Poeciliopsis prolifica (blackstripe livebearer) is the source of this 2540-nucleotide messenger RNA. It is a transcript of the gene yipf1, whose product is annotated as Yip1 domain family, member 1. Gene Ontology annotation, cellular component: membrane; Golgi apparatus. The record is from RefSeq and is a predicted model, not a curated record. The transcript is spliced from 10 exons. Gene Ontology annotation, biological process: vesicle-mediated transport. NCBI's taxonomy places the organism in Eukaryota, Metazoa, Chordata, Actinopteri, Cyprinodontiformes, Poeciliidae. Gene Ontology annotation, molecular function: small GTPase binding. The coding region runs from base 165 to 1076 and encodes 303 amino acids.
CUCAUGUUUACCUCGUUGGCAUAUCCUGCUUCGGGUUUCCCUAGCUAUUAACGAUGACAUAAUUUUUACGAAUUUUUUACACUGAAUUUGCUUUUAGGAUUAAUUUGUUGCCUCGUUGCCACCCUGCCAGCAGAUUCUCAACAAACAUUUCUAUUGAAAAGGGAAUGGCGUCGAAAAAUGAUCCAUUUCAAUUUCAAGAAUUUGAUGAAGCCGGGAGUCUUCUGGAAUCUAACAGAGAUGCAAUCACCAUUAGCAUUGAGGAUGAGGAUUUAAAAUCCAAGAGGCAAAGAAGUGCUGUUGGUUUUGCUCAAGAUGUUGAUGAUGAAGAACCACUCAUCAAUGAGGACAGAGAAGAGCUUUUGUCUGGGAAAAAGAAAAAUGCUCCUUUCUGGACUUUUGAAUACUACCAGAAAUUCUUUGACAUUGAAACCCAUCAUGUGAAGGAGAGGAUCCUUGGCUCACUGGUGCCGUGGCCUGGAAAAAACUUCAUUCAAGUUCACCUUCGUAAAAACCCAGAUCUUUAUGGACCAUUUUGGAUUUGCACCACUCUUGUGUUUGCCAUUGCUAUCAGUGGAAACCUAUCUACUUUCUUGCGAUACUUUGGCAAUUCAAACUAUAAAUAUACAGCAGAGUUUGGAAAAGUGAGCAUAGCUGCCACAGCCAUCUUCGGCUAUGCAUGGCUUGUGCCCCUUGGUCUCUGGGGUUUGCUGCUGUGGAGGAAUAAUAAAAUCUUGAACCUGGUCUCAUACUCGUUUAUGGAGAUUGUCUGUGUCUACGGAUAUUCACUGGCAGUUUACAUUCCAGCUGUGGUUCUGUGGAUUCCACACGUUGAGUGGCUGAGGUGGCUCUCCAUCGUGGUGGCGCUCUGCCUGUCCAGCUCAGUACUGGUGAUGACGUUCUGGCCUGCACUCAGAGACGACCAUCCCAAAGUCAUCAUAGCGACUGUACUAGGCAUUGUGCUGCUGAACGGGCUGCUGGCUGUAGGCUGUAAGAUGUACUUCUUCAGCGAACCAAAGCUCGGACCAGCACAUGUCAGUACCUCUACAGCAAAGAUUACCAAUGGAACGUUGUCUUGAAGGACCUGCAUUCAUUGAGUGAAGGUUCUCCAGUUGCAUUAUUAGAGAGACUCAAGUUCCUGCUUUGAUGAAGUCAUGGGUGGACUGGAUUUCACCGGUACCUCAGCGCUUCCGGAUUAAGGCCUUAAAAGCUGACUUGUAACUUCGGUGCAGGGUCAUGACCUCUGAAAAUGAAAACUGUUCUCCAGUAUGUUACUUCUAAAGGGAUGGCUUCUAAACUUACUUAAGUUAAUUUGGGUGUAGUAUUACACAGCACACACAAUGUUAUUGUGGUGGUGAUGUUGUUUCCAGCUUUAUAGCACUAAUGUUAAAAUGUAAAAGAAAAAAAUGGUUGGUGAUUUCAGGAUCAGUGGUAUUUCAUUGAUCUAUUUUUUUUUAAAGUUUUAUAGUUGUUUCAUAUAUACCCUCUGAAGGUAAAGGUGUUGUAUUUUCUUAAUAUUAAGUGCCUUUAACUAUUGCCAAAGGCUGGCAAGAUGUCAUAGUAAUGUUUGUAAAUAUUCUAUAAAUAAUUUGUUGUCACGGAAAAUUAUAGUAAAAUCUAUUAAAAUCCAUGUUUAUUUGUGUAUUCAAUGUUAAUGUAGAGGCAAAAACUUUUAUGAUUUGAGAGUAGAAGGGAUGAUGGUGGCGACAGUGGUAGGAGUUUGCCCGGCAAUCGGCAAUCCCCACUUCACUUGCACCUUUUCACACUUCACCCACCUUGCCUUGUGGUGGUCAGAAGGGUCCGGUGGCACUGGUGCAUGGCAGCCUCGCUAUGAAAAAAGGUAGAUAUUUCCCAGCAAUGUGUGUUUCUUUUUUAAUAAUAAGACACGAAGUGCAAGAUUUGCUUGGUUUUUGCAGUUGGGAAAGAAUGUUCUUGCAAUAUCACAGUGUGAAUGGGUUUAUUGUCCCAUUGCAUACAGGGCAAUUCUGGAGGAAAACCUGACGGCGGUUAUGUAAAACUUAAGAAUUAAAUCCACCUUCCAGUCAGGCAACAACAAUAAACAUACAGCCAGCGAUACGAUUAAAAUGAUUGAAGCAUAUUAAUAAUCUUGACUCAUUCCAAUGGCCGUAUAGAAAUUGUUGUUUGGAUUCCCUGAACAUUCAAUUUGACAGAUGUUGGACUGCCUGGCAAUAGUGGUAGGAGUUUGAAAUUCCUACCGGUUUGAUCCCUGCUCCACUGCCUUUGUUAUUAUGUUCUUGGGCAAAAAACCUUCUUCUACCUUUUCUGUUGGUGGGGGUCAGAAGGGCCGAUGCCACAAUACACCAGCCUCACUUCUAUCUGACUAGGGAGGCAGUGGCUACAAUACAGUUGCUUACCAUCAUCAGUGUGUGAAUGGGAAUGACUAGAUCUCAUUUAAAGUGUCAUGUAAGUCCAAUGUCAUUUCAUUUUACCUUUCUACUUCAAAAUAUGCUCUACUUUGUAUGGAUACUUAAAAUCUAUUGAGGGUUAUGUGACAAAAUGUAUAAAGGUUCACUGAAGAAGAA